Messenger RNA from Capsella rubella, 1343 nucleotides. Its product is annotated as metalloendoproteinase 5-MMP. Gene Ontology annotation, biological process: extracellular matrix organization; collagen catabolic process; proteolysis. Bases 104 to 1216 code for a protein of 370 amino acids. Lineage: Eukaryota; Viridiplantae; Streptophyta; Magnoliopsida; Brassicales; Brassicaceae. Gene Ontology annotation, cellular component: extracellular matrix. The transcript has a single exon. Gene Ontology annotation, molecular function: metalloendopeptidase activity; zinc ion binding. The record is from RefSeq and is a predicted model, not a curated record.
UAGCAUUUAGGCUUUAUAAAUCAUUUACGACGUCGUUUCUUUCUUCCUAUCAAUUUUUCUGUAGCUUCUCCCAUUUUUAUUUCUUUCCAAAAAUAAAUUAAAAAUGAGAUUUCUCACACAACUAACGAUCUUAAGCUUCUUCGUCUUCUUCUUCUUCACAGUGAAUCCAAUCUCAGCCAAAUUCUACACAAACGUUUCUUCAAUCCCACCGUUACAAUUCCUAAACGCAACGCAAAACGCUUGGGAAACGUUCUCGAAACUCGCCGGUUGUCAAAUCGGAGAAAAAAUCGACGGUCUCUCUAAACUCAAACAAUACUUCCACCGUUUCGGUUACAUCACCACCAUCAAAAACUGUACGGACGAUUUCGACGACGCUCUUCAAUCGGCGAUCAACACGUACCAGAAAAAUUUCAAUCUCAAAGUCACCGGAAAACUCGAUUCCUUCACUCUCCGACAGAUCGUCAAACCUCGAUGCGGGAAUCCGGACAUGAUCGACGGAUUUUCGGAGAUGAACGGCGGACGAAAGCUCCGUACGACGGAGCGGUACUCGUUUUUUCCCGGAAAGCCGCGGUGGCCGAAACGGAAACGAGAUCUGACUUACGCGUUUUUACCACAGAACAAUCUAACAGACGAGGUAAAGCGCGUGUUCGCACGCGCAUUCACGCGAUGGGCGGAGGUGACGCCGUUGAAUUUCGCGCGCUCCGAGUCUCUCCGCGGAGCUGAUAUAUUUAUCGGGUUCUUCUCCGGUGAACAUGGAGAUGGUGAGCCGUUCGAUGGAGCUAUGGGAACGUUAGCUCACGCUUCGUCACCUCCUACGGGGAUGUUACAUUUAGACGGGGACGAGGAUUGGUUAAUCUCCGACGGUGCAAUCAGCCGUAGGAUAUUACCGGUGACGACGGUGGUGGAUCUUGAAUCGGUGGUGGUUCAUGAGAUCGGGCAUUUGUUAGGGUUAGGUCACUCGUCGGUUGAAGAUGCGAUUAUGUUUCCGGCGAUUUCGGGUGGAGAUCGGAAAGUAGAGUUAGCGAAGGAUGAUAUUGAAGGUAUACAGCAUUUGUACGGUGGGAAUCCCAACGGAGACGGUGGUGGUGGGAAGAAGAACACUAGCCGUGAGAGUGAAACUAGCGGUAGUGGUGGUGGUGGUGGCUUGCGUCGGUGGAGAGGGUGGGUGAUUAGCUUAUCAUUGAUUGCCACGUGUGUUUUGUUUAUUUGUUUUUAGAUAUUAUGACGUAUUUUGGGGUCAAUAUUUUAUUUUGGCUUUCUAAAAAGUAAAUAUUCUAUUUGAUUGGUGUCCAAGUACAAGUACAACAACAACAUUGGUUCUUUAAUUAUUUUGAUUAUUAGUA